Molecule: messenger RNA, 1158 nt
Organism: Diorhabda sublineata
Lineage: Eukaryota; Metazoa; Arthropoda; Insecta; Coleoptera; Chrysomelidae
Product: serine protease 7-like
Exons: 6
Coding region: 132-1097 (321 amino acids)
Biological process (GO): proteolysis
Molecular function (GO): serine-type endopeptidase activity
Source: RefSeq, a predicted model, not a curated record
AUCAUUCAAUAAGUAGUUGUUCUUUAGAAAAUGUGUUUUACACACCUGCAAUUUCUAAAAAUAGUUUAUGAAUGUUAAUUGCUUUGUAUAAAACCGCAAAAUUUUCGAAAAAAAUAAAUCAGUGUUGAAAUAUGUUACUCUCAAUACGUGAUGUGGGUAUAAUUUGUGCUGUUUUUACUCAUAAUAUAAUUUUAGCAGAUGGCGAUAACGCGAUUUUUCAGAAAAACCCCACUAUCCCUGGUAACAGCAGCUGUGGAUAUCAGGAAGCCGAUAAUGAAUGUCAAGAAUGCACCACCCCCAAACCCGGCACCAACAGCCUUAUCAGAAGGGUUUUCGGCGGUAGGGAGGCUUUGAUCAACGAAUUUCCAUGGAUGGCUUUAUUGGGUUAUACGAAUUCUAAGGGUAAUAAGAAAUGGGGUUGCGGGGGGUCGAUAAUCAAUUCUAAGUACGUGUUAACGGCCGCCCAUUGCGUAGCCAGAAUACCAAAGCAAUACGGAAAACUUACUUCGAUCGUAUUGGGAGAGCACGAUACGAAAAACGAAAUCGAUUGCGGGAAAAAUAAAAAAGGCGAUGAAAUAUGCAACUUAAAGCCUAUAACUGCCGAAAUCGAAGAAUAUAUCGUACAUCCCACGUAUAAAAAUGACGAUAACGCGCCUUACGAUAUCGCUUUAGUGAGAUUAAAAGAAGAAGUGAAAUUUUCAACUUAUAUCCAACCGAUAUGUUUACCGGAACCGGAACACGAAUUAACGAACUCGAUCGAAUUGACGACGGCCGGUUGGGGAUUGAUGGAGAAUUAUCAACAUACUACGCAUAAGCGAACCGUGGAUAUUUCUUUUGAAUUGAACCAAGUAUGCGAACAAGUUUUCUCAUCGGAAGGAUUAAAAUUGAUAAAUUCGCAAAUUUGCGCGGGAGACGACGGAAAGGAUACGUGCGCCGGAGACAGCGGGGGUCCUUUGAUGAUUAAAUAUGGUAAGGAAGCGAGAUGGUUCCAAGUCGGUGUAGUAUCCUUCGGCGGUACGGUGUGCGGCGUUAAUCCCGCUGUAUAUACCAGAGUUAUGGAUUUCGUAAAAUGGGUACACGAAACUGUCAAACCUUGAUAAAAUUAUUACCCCGUGAGAUUUUUUUGUAUUGAAUUCUUAAAUAAAUAAGUCGAAUAAU